This is a messenger RNA of Rotaria sp. Silwood2, 336 nucleotides long. Lineage: Eukaryota; Metazoa; Rotifera; Eurotatoria; Philodinida; Philodinidae. The record is from the annotation of a GenBank genome assembly.
AUGGUGAAAAUCGGAGGUGUCUUCUAUUUUGAAACGGAUAGUAGUAUAGAUGAAAAUGCUCCAUUGCCAAUAGCAAGGGCAGCAACAAUAUUACAAACAACAUUUCUUCCAACAAACAACUUUCAAUCACAUAUACCUCUUGUUCAACAAUCUGAUCAAUACGGUAAUAAUACAUUUUAUAAUAAUCAAUUACAACAGUAUCGUCCAUCUUCACGCUCAUCAUCAAACUAUAACCACCAACGUACUCGCCAACAUCGACCGAUCCAAUGUUAUAAUUGUGGCAAGCUUGGACACAAAGCCACAUAUUGCUUUAAACCAAAACAACAUUUAAACUAA